AUGGCUUUAACUGAGUACGACAUCCAACAUGUCACUCAAAAAGCUAUCAAAGGGAGUGAACUGUAUGAUUAUCUUGCACAUAAACCUUUGGAGGGCUGCCAGUCUAUGCGCUUUGAAUACCCCGAGGAAGGACUAGAACCUGAGUCUCGGUGGACACUUGUGUUUGAUGAAGCUUCUAACGCUCAUGGAAAUGGCAUUGAGGCAAUCAUCACAUCCCCAAAUGGUUUUCACCUACCUUUCACGGCAAGGUUGUGCUUUGAGUGUACCAACAAUAUGGCGGAGUACGAGGCUUGUAUCUUCGGUAUAGAAACUACUAUUUAUCUUAGGAUCAAAACUUUGGAUGUCUACAGAGAUUCGGCCUUGGUCAUCAGCCAAGUCAAAGGAGAUUGGGAAGCCAUAAAUUACAAGUUAAUCCCUUACAAGGAGCAUGUUCUAAAGCUGAUCCUGUACUUUGAUGAGAUUACCUUCCAUCACAUCCCUAGAGAGGAAAAAUCAGUUGGUCGACACCUUAGCAACUCUUUCAUCCAUCUUUAA
Lathyrus oleraceus (garden pea) is the source of this 534-nucleotide messenger RNA. RefSeq lists its product as uncharacterized. The transcript has a single exon. The record is from RefSeq and is a predicted model, not a curated record. Lineage: Eukaryota; Viridiplantae; Streptophyta; Magnoliopsida; Fabales; Fabaceae. Gene Ontology annotation, molecular function: RNA-DNA hybrid ribonuclease activity; nucleic acid binding. The coding region runs from base 1 to 534 and encodes 177 amino acids.